Messenger RNA from Hemiscyllium ocellatum (epaulette shark), 3981 nucleotides. RefSeq names its product endonuclease domain-containing 1 protein-like. The record is from RefSeq and is a predicted model, not a curated record. Lineage: Eukaryota; Metazoa; Chordata; Chondrichthyes; Orectolobiformes; Hemiscylliidae. Bases 187 to 1377 code for a protein of 396 amino acids. The transcript has 2 exons. Gene Ontology annotation, molecular function: metal ion binding; nucleic acid binding; hydrolase activity.
UGUUAUUUUAAGACUGGGAAAUGGGGAAUGAACUGCCAGCGCUUUUCAAAAUCUGGCGAGCUCUGGGGAACUUCCUGAGGUAACAGGAGAGGGAAGUGAAGUUUUACUCGGUGCCUCAGAGAAGCCGGAAGCGUCAAAACUCAGGCGCUUUACCAGCAGGGAGAGACAAUCCCAUUCUACCGGACCAUGGACUUGGGAAGCCUGCUGUUCCUGCUGCUUUGGGCACUGCCUCCAUCCGGGAUGGUGAACGGGGAAGUGGUCCGGGAUUUUAAGGAAUGCAACUGGUUCUUCCAGAACAAGAAACCUCCGCAGGGAUUCCCAAUGCGGGGCCGGUUCAGAAUCUGCCAGCGGUAUAAGAACCAUUACCACUAUGCCACUCUGUACAACAGCGGGCUGCGGAUCCCAGUCUACUCCGCCUACAGGUACCCCUGCAGCAUGGGCCAGAGUGCAGGCUACAGACCCAGCCCCUGGUUCUACGAGCCGCAGAUUGAUGAUCAAAACGGCCCUGGCACGAUGAGGAGCAGUAGUGCAGAUUUCAGUGAGAGACAGGCGGUGGAUGAGGAUUACCAGGAGUCCGGCUAUGACAGGGGUCACCUCUACCCCUUUGCACUGAAUGAGAAGGAGAGUGCCACAGCUACCUGUACCCUCACCAACGCAGUCCCUGAGGAACAUGCAGCCAAUGUUAACUGGUACCAGGAAGCAGAGUCCGUUGCUGAGAAGUUGGCAAGGAUAUGCCACAAGUCUGGCCGGUCAAUGUAUCUCAUGACAGGUGCUGCUAACCCCACAAAGACCAAAAUGAAAAACAGGGUGUCAGUCCCUGGCCUGGUCUGGACAGCUCUUUGCUGCACCUACUCACGAGACCAGAAUAACGAUCCCUGUCUCAACAAUAACGCAGGACCAGAGGGCCAGGAUGUGCUAAGAUACAAAAGAGACUUUUCCUUCGCCUUCAUGAAGCAAAUGAAACCAGAACGGAAAACAACGCAUGUGACUGUGAGGCAACUGCAGAAGAAACUGCGAGUCAGCCAGCUGUUUGAUAACUGCAGGGGGAUGAACGAAAAUGAGGAAGAGGAAAUCUUCAGAGAGGUGGAAGGGUUGAUUCAGGGUAAAAUCAUCAAUCCUGCAAACAGAGGAAGUUCCCCAUUGCGACCACUGGGUUAUGAAGCAUGUGUGGGAAUCUUCCAAUUCAUCCACCAUACGCUCCUGGCUUCUGGCCAAUCCGUGGUACGCGUGGUGUUGGACAUCACAAUGGAGAUUGCCACAACCAUCGCACCCGUCUUCCAUGGCAUCCUUACCGUCGUAGGAGUUCUUGCCAUCAAUGUGUUUGGUAUCCUCAUCAACAAUAAUUCUGGUUACUCUGCCAACCUUAACCGACAAUAGGGCUUGCCUACCUCUGCCUCACUAAGACAUUGCACGUCCUUUAGCAAAGCUGCUGGGCCGCUAAUAAUGAUCAGAAACGUCAGGUUUAUGAUUUUUCUCAGGUGGCACUAAUUAUUACGUGGUCAGCAAGCCUUUAUAGGCCCUCUGAAUUUUUAAUGCCUUCAAUGGGCAAAACCCUUUAUUAAUUCAGAAAGAGCAAGUGAUGCCAGUGGUGCAAACCACCAGAGUUCCUUGUCACAGUAAUACUAUAGUUUGAUCUUCAGCUAACUACUGACUCAGGGAUUUCUGUUCUUGGGCAAACUUUCAAGGAAAUUAAAAUCCCAGUCCUCCCAACCAGUCCAGGACUCGAGGGUUUUGAGUUGAUAAAACUACCAAAUUCUAAGAGAAUCUUUAGACAAUUUGUUUGCCAGCCUUUCUAAGGUGUGAAGAAGUAAGUUUGCCACAGUCCCACUCCCUUAUUAAAGAGAGACAACUGAUGGUGAGUUUAACCAGGCCAGAGGCAAGGUUGAGAAGAUGGAACCUUCAUGGUGACUUCAGCCAGUACAAUAAUUGGACAGACACUUUAUCACAAACCAACCAUCCAGCCAACUGAGCUAACCAGACAGGGUCGGGUGGGGAAAUGCAGCUGUCAGGCCAAUGAACAUCUGAUCAAAGAAUCUCCAUCUUUACCUUCAGUAUUAGAUUUUUCGCUGUGGACAGAUUGCCAGUCUCUAUGGAGAGCUUUCUUUCCCAGUUUAACACCAGGAUUGCCAUAACUUCCUGUGGCAAGUAUUAUUGGUAGUGACUAUCUGUAAAUGUUGAACAAACACCUCUGGACUGAAGUGAGUGGUGGUUUUGGCGUCUUUGAAGGUACAGCACUGACCCAGUUGUAUAGCAAUCAUUUAGAUCUCCUCAGAGGUAAUGUUUGACCUGGGCAUGUGUUCACUUGCUGUCGUCAAUUCAUUACCACAUUUGAGGGAUUUCUAUUCUCUGCCAAUCUAUCUCAGAGAUAUUCAGUGCUUUGACAUUCAUCAAUGUAUUUGUGAUGAGAAUCAUAAUUAUAGUGGUUUCUCCCAGUUUCACUGUAUAGAAUGCUGGUAUUGUCAUGAAUAUUAAAAUGGGGAAGCACCACUCCCUCCAAGCCACUCACUAUCCUAACUUGGAAAUGUAUUACUGUUCCUUCAGUGUCUUUGGGUCAAAACCCCAGAAUGAUCAGUCAUGAUCAUAUUGAAUGGUGGUGCAGACUCGAAGGGCUGAAUGGCCUACUCCUGCACCUAUUGUUUAUUGUCUAUUGUCUAUUAACACUGUCCCAAGCAGAAAUAUGGAUGUUCCUAUACCUUAAUGACUUCAGUGAUUCAAAAAAGAGAUUUAUCACUUGCUCCAGGGCAAAUAGGAAUGGGUAACAAAUGGGUGACACAUCCUUUAAAAGAGCCAAAACAAUUGUGUAUCGCUAGUGGGAGUAGAGAUCUUUAGGUCUUUUAAGGGGAGAUGAUGGUCCUGUGAUAUUAUCUCUGGACGAUUAAUCCAGGGACCCAGGUAAUGUCCUGGUGACCUGGGUUUGAAACACACCAUGGAAAAUGGUGGAGUUUGAAUUCAAUAAUCUGGAAUUAAAUCUCUAAUGAUGACCAUGAACCCAUUGUCAAGAAAAACUCAUCUGGUUCACUAAUGCCCUUUAGGGAAGAAACUGCCAUCCUUAUCUGAUCUGGCCUACACGUGACUCCAGACCCACACCAAAGUGGUUGACUUUUAACUACCCUCUAGGCAAUUAGGGAUGGGCAAUAAAUGCUGGCCUAGCCAGUGAUGCCUACGUCCUGUGACUGAAUGGAAGGAAAAAACCUAUCUUGGAAAAAUAAUCAGAAUGGAGCUCAUUACUAGAAAAUAUUAAAGGGUAGCCUGAUGGAGAUCUAUAAGAAAGUAUUGGAUAGUGUAGACACAGAGGUAUUCCCACUUACAGAUGAGACCAGAAUUAGGGAGCUAGUCAGUUUUAAAUCCCAUAGGGAAUUCAGGAAAUGUCCUUUACCCAAUGAAUGGUCACAGUUUAAGAUUCCCAAAGAAAAACUCGAAAAGGUAUAGGAAGGAGAAAGGAACACAAAGAAAUCCACGUAUAAUUGGAUGAAGAGGGUGGAAAGGGCACAUGUGGAACAUAAACACUAGCAUAGACCUAUUUGGCCAAAUGGCCUAAUUAUGUGAAGAAUUUAUUUUAAUACAUUAUGACAUCUGAACAUUGAUGGAGUCAGCAUUUGUUGCCUAUAUCUGAUUGCUUUUGAAAAAGUGGGGGUGAGCUACCAUCUUGAAUUGACGCAAUUCACAUGGCACAGGGACACCCACAGUGCUGUUCAUGAGGAGGUUCUAGAUGACAGUGAUUAUUGCUUUAAGUCAACAUGGUUUGGGGCUUGGAGGGAACCUGGUGACAUUCCCAUGCAAGUACUGCCCUUGCCCUUCUUGUGGUCUCCAUCUGUGUGCUAAUACAAGGAAUACAAGGAAAUUGCAAGUUCAAAUCAGGCCUUGGCCCAUUCAGUUGAUAUUAGAAUUUAUUCUUCAUGUGAGCUAAUCACACCUCCUCUCCCCAUUCCGUCAACCCAGUCUAUGUCACAGAGUUGAAAAUGUGUUGUUGGUUAAAGCACA